This is a messenger RNA of Impatiens glandulifera, 1350 nucleotides long. Its product is annotated as ATP-dependent (S)-NAD(P)H-hydrate dehydratase. The record is from RefSeq and is a predicted model, not a curated record. Gene Ontology annotation, biological process: metabolite repair. The transcript has 8 exons. Lineage: Eukaryota; Viridiplantae; Streptophyta; Magnoliopsida; Ericales; Balsaminaceae. Gene Ontology annotation, molecular function: ATP-dependent NAD(P)H-hydrate dehydratase activity. The coding region runs from base 157 to 1224 and encodes 355 amino acids.
UUUUGAUUUUAUCCGGAGGAAAUUGGGAAGAAAGAAGCACGUCUGACCCAAAACUCUCUUUUUUGGGUGCGUAAAGAUAACCCCAAAUCCUGAGCUGAGCUUUCUCGAGUUAAGGCCUGAAUCCGAUCUGCAAGUUCAGAUUUUGGAUUCUCUUUCAUGCAAGCUGCCUCUACGAUUAUCAAAAGACAACAGUUGUUGAUUAGGGGUUUUCUCAUUCAUCAAAGAAUGCAAUCGGCUAUGAGCAUCGCUGGCCUGGAGGUCGACGCUUUGGGAAUUUUGAGGGCAAUCACUCCCCCGCUUGACCCAACUCGCUACAAAGGCCAAGCUGGGAAGAUUGGUGUAAUUGGUGGUUGUCGUGAAUACACUGGUGCUCCAUACUUCUCGGCUGUUUCUGCUUUAAAAAUUGGUGCAGAUUUAUCUCAUGUUUUCUGCACUAAAGAUGCAGCUCCUGUUAUAAAAGGCUAUAGCCCUGAGUUAAUAGUGCAUCCGAUUCUAGAAGAGUCAUAUAGCGUCAGGAAUGGAGAUGAACAAUCUGUGUCAGCUAAGGUACUUGCUGAGGUUAUCAAGUGGAUUGAACGAUUUGACUGUCUCGUUGUUGGACCAGGUCUUGGUAGAGAUCCAUUUCUCUUGGAUUGUGUGAGUGACAUCAUGAAGCACGCAAGGCAGUCAAAUAUUCCGAUUGUCGUAGAUGGGGAUGGCCUCUUUCUUAUAACUAAUAGGCUUGAGCUGAUAAAGGGUUACUCUUUAGCUGUUUUAACGCCGAAUGUAAUGGAAUACAAGCGACUGGUUCGAAAAGUACUAAACUGUGAAGUAAACGACGACGACAAUGACCAAGAAAAAGCUACACAACAACUGCUUGCGCUCUCUAAAGGGAUUGGUGGUGUGACGAUUCUAAGAAAAGGAAGAUCUGAUUUAAUCAGUGACGGUGAAACAGUGAGGGCGGUGAGCAUGUAUGGAUCGCCUAGACGUUGUGGAGGGCAGGGAGACAUACUUUCUGGAGGUGUCGCGGUUUUUCUCUCUUGGGCGAGGAAACAUCAAAAUGGAGGAGAAUUACUAGAUAUGAAUCCGACUGUUCUGGGAUGUAUUGCGGGAUCAGUUAUAAUGAGGAAGGCUGCUUGGCUUGCUUUUGAACAAAAGAGGAGGUCAACUGUUACUGCUGAUAUUAUCGACUGUCUUGGAAGAAGCUUGGACGAAAUAUGCCCAGCCACUGUCAUCACUCCUUAAAUUCAAGAUCAAUGUUCAUCUUUUUGUUAAACCAAACAAAACAUUGUACGAUGAGUCAUCAACAACCUUAUCUUGGUUGUACUUUCUAGUCAAAAUCAUAUAUGUGUGAAUCACGUUGUUGCUUUA